AUGCUUGGGAACCGGAUUUGUGUCCCUAAGGAUGACCAGUUGAGACGAGCUAUUUUGGAGAAAACUCAUUCUUUCGCCUAUGCUUUACAUCCCGGAAGCACCAAAAUGUACAGGACUAUCAAGGAAAGUUAUUGGUGGUCGGGUAUGAAACGAGAUAUAGCAGAGUUUGUGGCGAAAUGUCUCACAUGCCAGCAGAUCAAAGCAGAACAUCAGAAACCAUCAGGUACUCUUCAGCCUCUAUUUAUCCCUGAAUGGAAGUGGGAGUACGUAACUAUGGACUUUGUAUUGGGUUUACCUCUGACCCAGAGUGGGAAGGAUGCUAUUUGGGAAGCUCUCAGAACUAAUUUGAGGUUUAGUACUGCCUUUCAUCCACAGACAAAUGGUCAGUCUGAAAGGACCAUUCAAACUUUGGAGGAUAUGCUACGGGCUUGUGUCAUUGACUUUACUAGGAGUUGGGACAAACACUUGCCGUUGGUGGAGUUUGCGUAUAACAAUAGUUUUCAGUCUAGUAUUGGGAUGGCACCAUACGAGGCUCUGUAUGGGAGAAAGUGUCGUACUCUACUUUGCUUGGAUGAAGUGGGUGUGAUCCGGUUUGCAAAGCGAGGAAAGCUCAAUCUGAGAUACAUUGGACCCUUCCGUAUUGUUGAAAGGAUUGGGCCAGUGGCUUAUAGACUAGAGUUACGCCCAGAGUUGGAUCAGAUUCAUAAUGUCUUCCACGUCUCAAUGUUGAAGAAGUAUGUAUCUGAUCCCUCCCAUAUCCUCGAGGCACCUCCGAUUGAGUUGCAAGAAGAUUUGAAGUUCGAGGUGCAACCUGUACGUAUUUUAGAUCGAAAGGAUCGAGAGUUGAGGAAUAAGAGCAUUCCAAUGGUUAAGGUGUUGUGGAAAAAUGCUCGGAUGGAGGAGAUGACGUGGGAAGUUGAGCACCAGAUGAGAAACCAAUACCUGCAUCUUUUCUCCGAGUCUGGUAAGUGA
Messenger RNA from Theobroma cacao (cacao), 972 nucleotides. Lineage: Eukaryota; Viridiplantae; Streptophyta; Magnoliopsida; Malvales; Malvaceae. The record is from RefSeq and is a predicted model, not a curated record.